AGCCAGUCGCGUGCGCAACACGCGCUUUUCAAACUCCGAACCCGAUGCGAUCGCGGCCGCGACGUUUCGUCUCCUAAUCUUUUUGUUCUACCAAUUUGCUUAAAUGGAAGUAUUGAGGACACACCUCAUUUCCUUUUGUUGCGAUUCUCUUUAACAUGCUGUGAAUAUUCUUUGUUGGUUUACAAUUGCAGUGUUAGUUCUACUUUCCUAAAAUUUGAAUAUAACGAACUCCUUGUGAAUAUAAAUAUAUCGCUACAUUGCAUCUAUAAGAUACUAAUCUAAAAACGUGAAAAGAGUCAACUUCAGAAAACGUGGCUGUGAUGAACAAUGUAUAAACAGGAAAUACUUCUUCUGAUGUGCGCUUACAGCGCGUUAGCAGCGUUGGACAGCUACAGUGCCCAGCAGGACCCAGACCAAUUCCACAUACAGACCGACGAGGAUGACGAAAGAUACUUCCUCUACCAAACACACAACGGACAGUAUCGCAAAGAAAGACGUCUGAAAGAUGGAUCAGUUGUUGGAACCACGGGUUGGGUGGGCGCCGAUGGAUUUUUAAGGCUUCAAGACUACAUAGCUGAUGACCAAGGAUACAGAAUCUAUAAGUCCAAAACGGUCUACGUGGGAGAAAAUCGACCUAUAGGGGAAUCUCUAAGAAUUGCAAAAACGGCACCAACAGAUUCUGGAUACAAUAUCACACCAGCACCAGCACAACAUCCACCAAGAGGAACACCACGGUUCACUACUACAACCCACGCUCCAUUGCCAUCUUCAAGUACGAAUCCACUGAAUCCCUACCCAUCGGUCGUGGCCAUAACGCCCCCACCACCAUAUUCUAGCUCAUCGUCUACACCGAGAGUUGAAGUGUCACCCAACUCGAUUGAUUCAUCUCCUACAUAUGACCCUAGACCAACAGUUCCACCCAUUACAGCAGAUGAAGCUACUCCUCGACCAAAUCCUUAUGAUUACGACUCAUCAAAUACUAAUAGCAUAGACGGCUACUAUGCCAGUGAUAGCACGCCUCAAGGACGUUUUGACUUAUUCAACCCGAACUCUUAUAGACAUGCCAAUGACUGGACAAGAAGACAACCUGGCAUACGCGUUGGUGACGGCUAUACGCCCCAGUUCCCAGGUUACGAUGGCGUUGCAUUUAGACGAAACGGAUUCCGAUACUACCUUCCUAAACAAUACCACGAGGAAGAAACGCGAGAUGCUGACGAACGAACUGGCAGUUUUGGAUAUAUAGAUCCAUUCGGAAUUCGGAGAGUAAUUUAUUAUAAUACGGCGCCGGGCCAAGGUUUUCAAAUUCGGAAAAACAACCGAUACGUCGGUCACGACGCCACUCCUUAUGAUCCGAGGCCUGUAAAUUAAGCUAAGUCAUUAUUUUCGUAUGUGUAUUGAAGUUACCACCUGUAAAUCAGUAUUUCUAGUUAAAAUAAUAAUUCUUUCAAAUUGAUUGGUAGAGACAAAACGAUUGAUCCUCGAACGAAAAUUCUUAGCCAUAUGUAUCUACAUAGAUAGGUAUAAUGCAAUAUUAUAUUUUAUUGAUCUAAAUGAUCUAACUUAUAAAUUAACUUAAAAAUAUAAAUAAUAAUUUAUUAACAGAUUUUAUGUUCUUUACUUCGAUAUUUACUAAAUAAAUUGUAAUUAUGCUUGGUUAAAAUAAGUGAAGUCAUGAAAUAAACCUGUGCAUGUGUAUAGGUAGGUACUUAAAUAAUAGUCUCAUAAUAUUCAAAAUUGAUCCAGUGAUACUUUCGAAGAAAUUGAGAUUGAGACUAAUAGUAAUUAUCGCUUUUAAUAAAUUAAAUUUUGAGUAAGUAAAUAGGCAUAAAUACAUGAAAGUUUAGUCAAACUUGUAAAAUACUUAGUAGGACCAAUGUAUCUAAAUAUUUAUAUUACCCAGAUGUACCUAGACCCUAGAUACCGUCAGCACAAUCGUUUUAUUUUUUUAGACAAAGGGGAGCAUUGAACUUGACUUGAUUUGUCACAAAGCCAUUUUCUUGCUAAUGAGUCUGCGUAGGCGUCUCAUGUUCAUGUUUAUGUGCCCUUUUUAGGAAUGUUAUACAAAUAUAGGAUAAAAUAUGUAUCACAUAAUAUACCUAGAGUUUUUUUCGAAGUAUAUCCAUUAUCUAUUUAAAAAAUGUUAAGUAAAUGCUUUUUAUCAUAAUAUAACAAUAGUUUAUUUCUGCACCAGAUAGGUAGUACCUACCUACUGUUUUUAAAACCAUAUUUUAUAAUAUUUUCUACCUUUAAUGUACACUAUAGGUACGUUAACAGGGCUCUCUCCGUCACUCGCUUCAUACAAUCGUAGUUCCAAUUUCAUUUGAAU
This is a messenger RNA of Maniola jurtina (meadow brown), 2326 nucleotides long. RefSeq lists its product as uncharacterized. The transcript is spliced from 5 exons. Gene Ontology annotation, cellular component: chitin-based extracellular matrix. Bases 328 to 1368 code for a protein of 346 amino acids. Gene Ontology annotation, molecular function: structural constituent of chitin-based larval cuticle. The record is from RefSeq and is a predicted model, not a curated record. NCBI's taxonomy places the organism in Eukaryota, Metazoa, Arthropoda, Insecta, Lepidoptera, Nymphalidae.